AUCGUGGGACGAACAGCUCUCAUGGACGGUGGAGGCGGUCGCCGAUCUGAGGUGGUGGAUUCGAUCUCUCGACGGCUGGAACGGCCGCGUGUUAUUGCCGCCAGCGGCCUUCGACAUGCAACUGAGCACGGACGCAUCGGCUUCCGGCUGGGGGGCGCUGCUGUCCGAACCGGUGUCCCAGACUGCAUCAGGGUUCUGGACCUUGCCGAAUCACGUGAUGCUGACAGCGCAUCACGUCAGUGGCGAAUCCAACGUGCAGCCGGACGCUCUUUCCAGGCUGCCCCUCCGUCACGAGUGGUUCUUACACCCAGAGGUAUUUCGACAGUUAGAUCAGAUGUUUGGCCCUCACUCUAUCGAUCGGUUCGCGACAUGUUCGACCACUCACCUUCCUCUGUACAACAGUCGGUACUUAGAUCCCGGUACAGCGGGGGUAGACGCUUUCGGUCAGGCCGACUGGUCCAGUCACAACAACUUUGUCAAUCCGCCGUUCAGGCUGAUUCCACGAGUGUUGGACACGAUCGAAGCUCAUCAGGCAGUGGCCACGCUGAUCGCACCGUUCUGGCCGGCACAGCCGUGGAUGGCCAGGCUGCGGCGGCUGAGCGUCGCCCCGCCACUGCGCCUGCCGCCAGUGUCGCGGGCAUGUGUUCCGGUCCUCCCGGGGUUCGAGGUGAUCGAGCCACACCGAAAUCCGGCCUGGAGACUGUACGCUUGGCGGAUUUGUGGCGCACCCAGCUGAGUACCCGUGGCUGGUCGCACACCGCGAGUGAACUUCUCGUUUUGUGUUUGGCGGACUCUACUCAACAGACGUAUAACCGUUACCUUCAGGAUUGUUUCGAGUUUUGUGUCCAUCGUGCCGCUCAAUUUCCUCCUGCUGACACGGCUAUUUUAGCAGAAUUUUUGUUGCAUCGAUGCAAAUCAUCCGACAGGCCUCAUUCGACUCUGAGAUGUAUUUCUGCGGCGUUAGGAGCAGCAUAUGACGCAUGUGGUAUGGCCAAUUUGAUGUGUGAUCAGUAUAUUUCGCGGCUGUGUCAGGCGAUUGUUAAGUGUGGAACCGCAGUUCCGAUGUUGCGCUCGCGUGUCAUGGAUGUGUCCGCGUUUACUCGUAUGUUUCGUUCAUGGCCAUGCAACAAUACUCUGUCGACGAAACAGCUGCGUCUGAAGACAAUUACGCUGUUAGCUCUUGUCCUUAUGUUACGGCCUUCGGAUGUGGCGCCUAAGGCGUCAUCGUUUGAUUUUUGCACGAGUGUUGCGUCCCGCUUUGUUAUGUCGGUAGAUCAUGUGAAAUUUGAUUCUGACGGAUCUGCCUCCGUGACCUUUUUUGGUGUUAAGAACGACGCGCAGCGGACGGGGUUCGAAGUUACGAUUCCCCCGUGCUCGGACGCACAGGUCGAUCCCGUGGAGGCCUUGCGUGUGUACAUUAGCCGCACGGAGUCCAUUCGCUGUCCCAGGACCCGGCCGUUAUUUGUCAGCCUGGUGCGACCGCACGGCGCCAUAUCCGCCAGUGCUGUAGCUGGGGUGCUGCAGGACGCUAUCCAGGCGGCUGAGGAGUACGGCCUGCCGCCGGGACACACACCCAAGGACUUCCGGCCCACCGGGGCAACAGCGGCCGUGGGCCACGGCUUCAACGCUGACGACGUUCAGAGGCUCGGUCGUUGGAAGACUCGUUCCGUGUUUAUGGACCGUUAUGUGCACAACAAGGUGCCUGAUUCGUUUACCGACAGUAUGUUACAGUAGGCAGGGACACAGAAGGAUUCUCGCUACGGACAUGCUAUAUGUUAGUGUUUGUUUGUAAACAAUACAUUGUCAGCCCCGGUGACGGUGCCUGCAACGUCGGUUUUUUGAAACCAUAGUUGCGGCAGCCGUCACCAGGGGCGUUGGGGUCGCGAGCGGCCGUGACCGCUCGCGGGUCAUCAGUCUGGCCGCGUACUGGGAAGUCGAGGUGUCGGCUGACGGCUAGCGGUGGUGGCGUGUCUGGCGGUGUUCCCGGUCCUGUCAUGCUAUAUGUUAGUGUUUGUUUGUAAACAAUACAUUGUCAGCCCCGGUGACGGUGCCUGCAA
Amphibalanus amphitrite is the source of this 2057-nucleotide messenger RNA. RefSeq lists its product as uncharacterized. Gene Ontology annotation, biological process: DNA integration; DNA recombination. Gene Ontology annotation, molecular function: DNA binding. NCBI's taxonomy places the organism in Eukaryota, Metazoa, Arthropoda, Thecostraca, Balanomorpha, Balanidae. The transcript is spliced from 2 exons. The coding region runs from base 22 to 1734 and encodes 570 amino acids. The record is from RefSeq and is a predicted model, not a curated record.